GAUCCAGUAUCUCAUGUGACCGGCACAGAGCCGAUCAUGUGACUAAAAUCACAGUGAGACCGGAUUUGUUAGUCCACCUUCCUUCGCCUGUGUUAGAAGGUGAAGUCUGUACUGCUGCCGGUGUUUGCGACAAUGAGGCUGCUGAGAGAAACUCUGGGUGUCCUCUUACUGUGGGCCUGUCUGCACUCCGCCGCCUUCGGGGGCUGCUCGUCGUUUUUCUGCCGAAAAUCUCCCCGCGUCAGCGGCCUGAACGGAGUCGACCCCGGUGCCCCUCUCUUUCUCACUCCUUAUCUGGAGAAGGGCGCUAUAGAUGAAGCCAGGAAACUGAGUCUGGUGGGAGACCUGCCAGGAGGCAAUAAGUCAGUCAAGAGUUAUGCUGGAUACCUCACAGUCAACAAAAAAUACAACAGCAACCUCUUCUUUUGGUUCUUCCCUGCUUCCAUGGCAAACCAGGAGAAAGCUCCAGUCCUGCUCUGGCUGCAAGGUGGGCCUGGUGGCACGUCCAUGUUCGGUCUCUUUGUGGAACAUGGGCCGUAUGUGGUGUACAAGAACAUGACGGUCGGUCCGAGGGAUUAUGCCUGGACAGCCAGAUAUUCAGUUUUGUACAUUGAUAAUCCAGUUGGAACAGGUUUCAGCUUCACUGAAGAUGACAGAGGUUUCGCUCAGGACCAGGAUGAUGUUGGCAGAGAUUUGUACAAUGCUUUGACACAGUUCUUCCAGAUCUUUCCUGAAUAUCAGUCCAAUGAGUUCUACGCAACUGGAGAGUCAUAUGCAGGGAAGUAUGUUCCUGCCGUUUCUUACUACAUUCAUAAAAACAACCCUACUGCCAAGGUGAAAAUCAACUUCAAGGGGAUGGCUAUUGGCGAUGGACUCUGUGAUCCAGAGCUGAUGCUGGGUGGCUACGGUGAGUUCCUGUACCAAACGGGAAUGAUAGAUGAACUCCAAAAGCAAUACGUCGACCAGCAGACAGACCUUGGAGUUAAGCUCAUCCAGCAGGAGAAGUGGGUGGAGGCUUUUGAGGUCUUUGAUCGUUUGCUGAAUGGCGAUGUAGAUCCUUAUCCCUCCUUCUUCCAAAAUGCAACAGGUUGUACCAACUACUUCAACUACUUGAUAUGUCAGGAGCCUGAGGAUCAGGACUACUUCUCCCAGUUUGUGACCCUGCCUGAAGUGCGACGUGCCAUCCACGUGGGCAACCUGACGUUCCACGAUGGCUCUGAGGUGGAGAAGCACCUCUUGCAGGAUGUCAUGAAGACCAUCAAACCAUGGCUGGGGGUGCUGAUGGACAACUACAGGGUCUUGAUGUAUAGUGGUCAGCUAGAUGUGAUUGUGGCUGCUCCACUGACUGAGAGGUUCCUGCCCACUGUGAACUGGACCGGGGCUGCCGAGUACAAAAAAGCCCCUCGCUUCCACUGGAAGGUUCAGCCCACUGACACGGAGGUGGCGGGUUAUGUUCGGCAAGUUGGAGAGUUUUAUCAGGUCAUCAUACGAGGAGGAGGACACAUUCUGCCUUACGACCAACCGCAGAGGUCCUUUGACAUGAUUGACAGAUUCUUGUCAACUCAGGGCUGGAAAUGAAAAGCACGGGUGGAGAAGUGCAACUGUUCAAGCACCUUCACUUUAGAGAGCACAUCGAGCACAGAGCGUUGAUUUAAGACUGAUUGUCACAGCUAACUUAAAUCAAGUUUUUGUUUUCAACAUUUUUUGCAGAACUUUUUAAAAACCAGAGGAUACAUUUCUUCUAAGCGUGUGCUCUCUGAUGCACACUCUUAGCUUGGAUGCGAUAUCUGGAUUGUUGCAAACAGAAAUGGUAAAACUGAUAAAUCAGGUUAACAUCUUAAAUUUUAGGGGUUCAUGUUUGUUUUUUCUCGGGUCAGUAUGAGUUAAUGAAUGUUGUGUGAAAUCAGUGCACGCUUCGGAGACAAAAUUCAAUGCAGCCAAAACACAUUUCACUCAUAUCAAGAUUUCUUUUAAACUUUUAAAAGAACUUUUAAAACUUUUCAUACAAGUUUUAAAUGAUUUCAUGUAUUGAAGCAAAAGGUUCUAAGCAGUUCUUUGUACCUUCCUGUGGCACUUACACUAAGAUAAAAGGUUAUUAUAUGCAAAGUGAUUGAAUAAAGCUUGGAGGUGUUUCUGGUCCAACUGCUACCAGUUAUGAAUGCAUGCUUUGUUUUCAGUCACUAAAGGUGGAAUUAUUUUUUUCUAACACAAGUUUGAUUUGUAUUAAAGAACCCUUUUCUUCAAUAUAUCCAAUUCUUUUUAAAGUUUGUGUUUUGUGUUUGAAUGUCUGUCACAGUCAGAAGGGACUGUAAAGCCUUAAGUGUUGAAAUUACUUGAAAUAAAGAUGUUUCUUCUUUUUAAAACAUCA
This is a messenger RNA of Haplochromis burtoni (Burton's mouthbrooder), 2365 nucleotides long. RefSeq names its product carboxypeptidase vitellogenic like (gene cpvl). Bases 133 to 1575 code for a protein of 480 amino acids. NCBI's taxonomy places the organism in Eukaryota, Metazoa, Chordata, Actinopteri, Cichliformes, Cichlidae. Gene Ontology annotation, biological process: proteolysis. The transcript has 13 exons. The record is from RefSeq and is a predicted model, not a curated record. Gene Ontology annotation, molecular function: serine-type carboxypeptidase activity.